GACUGCAGCAUCAUAAACAACAUGCAGAAUGCGCGUAAUACACUUUUCCGAUGCAGGGAUUUAAACUAGAGUAAACGGCAUACAAUGAUAACAAUUGUUAGCAAUCGUACAUGAGAAAAUGACCACAUACGGAGUUCUGGUUGUUCUAUCGGUUCUCAUACUGUUACUCAAUGUUGAGGAAUUAGUUGCUGAUUGUCCAAACAAUAAGGAAAGGUGUGAUUGGAUUUCGUGGAAGUCAUGGUCGUCAUGCAGCCUUACAUGUGGUGGCGGCAGCAAAACAAGGUCAAGAGAGUUGUGCUGCAAAACUAGCUUGACAUAUAGUGAAUGCAUCGAUGAAUGUAAUCUUGUAAGCCAUAGUAGUGAAUCAACGACCUGCAAUAGUUAUUGUUACAACGGUGCCUCUUAUAUUGGCGGUUGGUGCAGGUGUCCUGCUGGAUAUAAAGGAACCUGUUGCCAGUCAGAUGUAAACGAGUGUACGGAGUAUUCAUACUGUUCUCAGCUCUGCACGAAUACACACGGUUCAUACAGAUGCAGCUGUAGACAAGGCUAUCUGUUAAACUAUGAUAACAGAUCAUGCAGAGAUACAGAUGAAUGCACUGACGGAUCGUCAAGGUGUUCUCAUAUAUGCUCCAAUACGGUUGGUUCUUACAGCUGCAGCUGUAGAGUUGGAUAUACACUGAGCUGGGAUGGAAUAACUUGUAUCGAUGCUGAUGAAUGUCAAACAGGAGAAGACGACUGCGAAUACAAGUGUGAAAACACGAUAGGUUCCUUUCAAUGCUUAUGCGAUAAGGGUAACCAAUUAAACGCCGAUGGUAAACAGUGCUCCGAUAUAGACGAGUGCAUUACAUUAAACGGUGGAUGUGAUCAGAUUUGCACAAACAUCGCUGGUUCAUUUUAUUGUUCAUGCAACGCCGGCUAUUCCUUGCAGAUUGAUGGAACCUCCUGUGUUGAUGUUGACGAAUGCACCGAACAGCUAUCCCGAUGUGCACAAAUAUGCAUCAACGAUGUAGGAGGUUACACUUGUCACUGUUUUGAAGGGUAUUAUCUCGCUGAAGACGAAUAUUCGUGCAUAGAUAUAGACGAUUGUUUGAAUGUCACUUGUCACAAUGAUGGGCUAUGCAUUGACGGAGUCAACACAUACAUGUGCUCAUGUUCGGACGGCUUUACUGGUGUUCAUUGUGAGGAAGAUAUAAAUGAAUGCAACAGUUAUUUGAACGGAGGAUGUGAAGACGUUUGCAUAAACACAAUUGGCUCCUUUUAUUGUAACUGCUCUGGGCAAUCGACAUUACGAACAGACGGAUUUACAUGUUCAGGUUUAAGCGACGAAGAUCCAGAUUUGUUUCAAAGGUACAACAUCUCAAAUAAAGUGCUUCCAAGGGGAUGCUCAGUUGUUCCUCUCACACACUGUGGUGAAACAAACUCAAUGCAAAUCGUUCUUUCUUCUACGUCGCCCUGGCAUGAGAAUGAUCAGUUAGACAUUGUAUUUACACGCGGGAUUUCGUUUGCUGAGACUAGCUCUCAAUCAUUUCCUAUUUCGUUUGCUGGUGUGCAGUAUCGUACAACUACCAAUUCAAUCAAAAUGGAUACAGAGGUCGGCAGGUGGAAUAUCAUUGAUGGACACCAGAAAGGGAAAAAUAAAUCGGAGAAUUGCUUAUCAUUCGAGACAACGUUUAAAGAUUUAAGGUCCAUUUUGAUGUCAGGUGCUUUUACAAGAUCUAUUUUUGGUAGUUUUGAAAAGGUAUUACCGAGGUGGUUAUCAUUUGAAAACAAUGGGCCACCUAUGAUGCGCAUAAGUGACGUAAAGGCACGGCUUCUUACCGGAGAGGAAAUCAAUAAUGGUAUUUGUAGAGGUGCGCCGCUAACCAAAGAAAAUAUAUACAUACUGUAUUCAUUCUCAAAACAAUUUGAAUUGAACUUAUUUGGACAAAACAUUAUCUUGCCAAAUCCACUUAGAGGAAAAAAACAUUGCAUAAUCCUUGACGUUUGUAACUCCUAUGGAAUAAGUUUCUUUUUAAUGCUGCCGGAAGAAUCAAGAGAUAUCUUAAAUACAAUAGAUGUGUUCAGUUCUCUUCGAAAACAUUAUGGAAUUUCAAUCAAACCAAUUGGUUUUGGACUGUCUUUGGAAAAUAACAUUAACCUUGAAAAACAAAAAUCAAGUGUUAAGUACUGGAAUGGACAAAUCAUAUUCUCACAUUCAUUAUACAAAUAUGGCGGAUUUUGGAUUGCCGGAGAUAUGGCUAUGACGUACGGGUCAAUCCGUAUGAAAGGUCAGGCUUUCGUCUAUACAUCCGUUCCAUCCUUCCAUAAGUUCCUUCACAGUUUUCAUUUUUUCGAAUGGCGGGUAGGCUGGCAUUUUACAGCCGCCUCUGACAUCGAAAUUAAAAUGUCAGACUAUGUUAUUAAACUAACGGACGAAGGCACAACUGAAGUUGAUAUGUAUGGCUUUUUUGGAGGGAAUACAAAAAGGCAAUUGUGUGGAAACAUUGCCAAUCCCGAGGGGUUAUUUAUUACAAUGGUGAUCGAUGUGAAUCCAUUUAAACAUAUUCCGUUUCUUAACUGGAUUAGACCUUCUUUACACACACGAUUGGAUGGCUAUGUUAUAAGACAGCGAUCGGACUUCCAAAAUCGAAAUGUACAUGGAUUUGUUCAAACAGUUAAAAACUUCCAACAGCACGUAGAUAAGAUUGUAAUGGAUGUCAAAAACAUUAGCUUACACUAUUAUUCAAUUCUAUCAAAAGAAUCAUUGAAACAUAUGUCGGAUAUACAAAGGGUUGGUAAAAAUUUGAUUUCGACUAUUGAAAAAGUGCAAUAUGGUGAUGAAAGCUUGGUAAAAAUCGUUGAAUGCGCCGAUAAUUUAUCAGACGAUUGGUUUUCUCUACAUGAUAAAUGUUUAAGACUGUCAGCAUCUGUUGCUGAAAAUGUACGAUUUAUGAAAUAUAACCUCACAAGCAAUAUUCAGUCAGAAAUGAAUAAAGCAAUGGUGGUUUACAAAGACAUUCAGAAUAAAGCCUUUUCAGACGUCAAUACAACAAACGAUGACUAUUCAUUUGGGUUAAAAUUCAAAGCAGAUUCCCUUAUCUUUUUUGGAAUAAAACUGAUUGGCGUAGAAGUAAAGACGACUUAUACAUCACCCAAAACUCAGCAUUGCAAUGCACUUGGAAACACUUUUUCUCUGUUGAAAAACGAGGACACACUAUUCUUUUCGGUGUAUAUUGGACCAGAAGCCGUAAUACCGUUAGGUAGAACACUGAAAUUGGAUUCCAAUCUCUCAGCUGGUUAUGGUGUAGCCUUAAGUGUAACGAAUCCUGAUCAGUUUGAAGUGUUAUUGAACGUUAAAGCUGAAAUAUUGGGUAUUACUGGACGAGUUGAUAUGUUUAUCUCACCAGUAGGAAUUCGAUACUAUUUGGAAGGAAAUAUAGGCAAUAUAUUCAAGGCUCAGCUUAAUGUGUCACUGGCAAAGGAAAUAUCAUUAUACAACAACUUAAAUUGGUUGACAAUCUCGUUUCAUGUAAACGGGCGGUUUGUCGCGGAUGCCUACGGAGACGGCGACUUUAAUGAUGACUACAUCGAAUCUCUACAGAUUGCAACACAACAUCUAGCUGAUGAAGCAUCAAAAAGAAUUGAGCGAGCUAAGGACUCGAUAACACAAGCUCAAGCCGGUUUAACGUGGGCACAAAAUUGGUUAGAAAAGAAAACGAAAAACAAAAGGUCUGCUGAAGAUUACUUCGAUAUUGCCACACGUAAAAUGGAAAUCGCUAAACGGGAUCAUGAAAAAGCUAAAAUUCCGUUUCUUCGAGCUAAACAAUCACUGACAGAUGCUCAGCGAAGAGUUGAUCGCCUUUGCAUAAUUGAACCUUGCAGACAUAUAUGUGUUCCUGGCGUCCGCUGUAUCAUAUUCAAAAUACAGAUAUUGUUCUUCGUUUUCUCUUUUCCCAGUUGCAGACUAAACAGCUGCUUGUUUUCAAUUCCAGAUCCACAAUGUGUUAUUUCUAACUCUGGGUGUAGAAUUGUCAGGACUCUAGCGUAUGCUGCCUUAGAAGAAACAAAGGGAUUUGUACGAACUUCACUGUUUUCUUUAGACUUGGCAAAUGAAGCAGUUUCUGUCGCCCAAGUGAACGUCGAUAAAUCUAGAAUCGUUUUGGAUGCAGACGAAGGUAUGGUGAAUAUUGCUCAAAAAGGCUUGGAGGGUGCUAAAGACAUAUAUGAGGGUGCAAAACAAGCUUUAGACGGUGUAAAAUAUGUUGUACGGUUUGGUGUUAUGGCAAUUAACUUUAUACUAAAGCAUGGGAUUAUGAAAAUUGUCGAUGUUCGCAAGUGUGGUUUCGACCUAGAGGUUGCUACAUCAAAGCUUUCUAUAUUUGAUGUUCUCUGUGAUAUAAACGCGUUUGACCUUGGUUUUAGACAACUUAGAAUACGGAUCAAUUUCAACGAUAUAUAUCAGAGUAUGUGGUACGCAGCAAAAGAAACAAUUAAUUCAAUACUAGAAUCUAUUGAAACAAUUGGGAAAAGAGAACGCCGCAAAAUUCGAGACGUGGCUACGACAGCUGUGUAUACAAUCAUACGGGAGCUGGACAACACCGAUUUAAAUGAGACUUCUUUUGACAUUAACACAAAUGAAACCAUUGAUGUUGUGUUUAGAACAUUAGGCUUCAGAUCGAACUUAUCAAACGACUACGAAAAUAGGAAGGAAAUUUUCGAAACGAAAUGUAACAUCUUCAAUUCUUCGCACACCUUUCUAACAUAUUCAAUCAGCGUUUUACUUUCGAUGGUGAACGAAACUGUUAAUUCAAUGAACAAUAUUUCGUCUACACACGACAUUUUGAAUGGUGUUCGAUUGGAGAAUUUAACUGAAAACUUUACAGUUGAAAAUAUAGGAGUUAAUCUUGAUGUUGCCAUGGCAGAAUUUAACAUAAGCGCCCAAGAUGUCUUUGAUAAAAUCAAUGCAUCAAAAUCAGAACUUACAGACGACCCAUUACUCUCGGCUAUAGAUUCCUUUGCAAAUGAAGCGUCUGUUGUCUUAAAAGAUCAAGUGAAUGCUAUGAAUAACAUAAUGGUAGUAACUAGUUGGAUUGCUGCAAUGAAUAACAUAUCUGAAGGAUUCUUUGAAAAAGACCGGUGCGUGUCCUUUAUGGAUUGCGCUCAUUAUACUGUGUCAGAAAUGUACAACUUGCACGUUGCCUGUAAUAUGACACACACAGGGCAGAGUCUUCAAAUGAUAUCUGAGUUUGAGGAUGUGUUUUUGCACUUGACUGGCAAUGCAUCCCAUACGACGGACGAUGUUUAUAGCAUGGCGAUGACAGCGAUCGGAAUAUUGGAGGAAAUUAAUAGUUUGAACGUUUUUUGCUCUCAAGCACCUGAGGUAGUACAAUAUUUGCAAAACCAAACCAUUUCUGAAGGCAGCGCUUUGUUCCUAGUGUGCAAUGUCACUGGAGACCCUUUUCCAACGAUAUGGUGGUUUAAGGAUGAUGAAUAUCUAUCUGUUCAAAGGGAACAAACCUUAGCAAUUUACAACGCAUCAGUUGAAGAUAGUGGGAAAUAUUACUGUAUUGCUGGCAAUUUGGUUGCUAAUUUGACGUUACCAGAGGUUGAUGUUGCUAUAGCAGAAGUUGCCCCAAAGGAGGACAGUGAUGAGAAUUGGACGAAAAUGACAGUGAUUGUUACAGUGACAACGGUGGUUAUAGUACUUUUAUGUGGAAUUAUUUCAGGAAUGAUUUGGAAAUCGAGAAAGCGUCAAACAGAAAGUUGAAUUGAAUUAUAAUUGUUUUUUUCUGUAUGCUUAAAUUUGUUUCAUUGCGAAUCGUUAUGAAGGGUUUUGCCUUCUAAUGACAUUAUUAGGUACAUGUAUGUACACGAACGUUUAGGAGGUUAGUGCUAUUGAGUAGCGAUAUAAUUUGUAUUGAAUAGUUGACUUCAUAUAGACAUUUGUAUUUGACCAAGAUCACCAAGGUCCAGAACAAGUUGUACAUUUAUAUUACAAAUAAUACAGCUUAACAAUGUAAUCAGCAAUUUUAUGUUUUGAAAUUGUAUAAUUUACUUCUUUAUAACUCGAACCUUUUAAUUUGUAUUAAUACAAUAGAAACUGCGGGGAAAUUAUUUGCCAGAUACAGGUGGCGUGUUAUAUUAAGUGCUUUAUUGAACAUUACAACUAAUAUUCUUAAACUAGCAACUUUUUACACAAAUUAUAUAAUGAAAAAAACAAGGAGAUGUAAUUUAUAAAGUAUGUGUAUUAAUUUGGAUUGAAAUAAAGGGUAUU
This is a messenger RNA of Mya arenaria, 6253 nucleotides long. RefSeq lists its product as uncharacterized. The record is from RefSeq and is a predicted model, not a curated record. Gene Ontology annotation, molecular function: calcium ion binding. Bases 119 to 5746 code for a protein of 1875 amino acids. NCBI's taxonomy places the organism in Eukaryota, Metazoa, Mollusca, Bivalvia, Myida, Myidae. The transcript has 14 exons.